This is a messenger RNA of Oppia nitens, 1138 nucleotides long. Its product is annotated as dual specificity protein phosphatase 12-like. The coding region runs from base 185 to 1099 and encodes 304 amino acids. Gene Ontology annotation, biological process: protein dephosphorylation. The transcript has a single exon. NCBI's taxonomy places the organism in Eukaryota, Metazoa, Arthropoda, Arachnida, Sarcoptiformes, Oppiidae. The record is from RefSeq and is a predicted model, not a curated record. Gene Ontology annotation, molecular function: protein tyrosine/serine/threonine phosphatase activity.
UUGUUUGUUUGUUUGAUUUGUUAGACACAACUUCAGGCAAUCCAUUGAUUGAUUAAGUGUUGUGUCUUAAACCCCUAGUACUGAGGGAACAGUAGGUAAAACACACAUUUAUCUCAUAUACCCGCGGACAGUGAACAUACAGAAGCAUACAGUAUACUGUAUUAUAUAUGCAAAUUAAAAAAAAAUGGUCAUAAAACAAGAGGACAUGCAUUUACCGGUUGACUAUUCGAUGAUCGAAGACAACCUAUUCCUCGGUAACGUUAUGGCCGCCCAUGACUUGGAUGUCAUGCGCCUGAUUGGUACCCGACGUGUGCUGACUGUGAGAAAUGUCGGCAUAGAUGACAGCUGUCGUCUACCGGACGUCCAGUACGGGCACAUCCAGUUGAACGACACCCACAACGACGACCUAUUGACACACUUUCCCCGAGCGCACCGAUUUAUUGACAACGGCCUGAGCCAAUCGCAGCCAGUGUAUGUCCACUGCCGUAUGGGUCGAUCGCGUAGUGUUACAAUAGUUGUCUCGUAUAUCAUGUGGAGAGACCGUAUCGGGUAUCGCGAAGCCAUGCGUCGGGUACGCCAACGGCGGCCAAUUGCCAGACCAAACAGCGGUUUCCGAUUUCAGCUCAAACUGUUCGAAGCGAUGAACUAUUCAUUUGAUCCGCUGAACCAUCAGUUUCGGGAAUACCUAUUGAAUCGGUUUCUCUAUGUUUGUCAAAAACGGAUUGUCUACGGUAUCGUCGACACCGACCAGACUAUUCAGCACAAGUUCUUCGCGAUACUCCAGUCGACGGCCAUUGAUGACGACCAGUUCGGCUGCCAAUACCAGUGCGCCCGGUGUCGGUCAGUACUGUUUAGCGACAUCCAAGUGCUGCGCUAUAACAAGUGCUUUGUGUUUACCGAACCGACCGCAUGGUUGUCCGCAAACGUGUAUAGCCAAGUGUCGGGCAGUGUCCAGUGUCCGCAAUGUUUAGCGCCGAUCGGACUGUUCAAUUGGCGUCAGUUUUGUCGCAUUAAAUUUACUACCGAUAGCAUUGGUCGCCAAUCAUCUCUACGACAGUUAUGUGUUUUCAAGUUUUAUUUGAAUGAAUUAAUUUACUGAAAAUUAUUUAUUUAUUUUUUUAAAAAAACCAGUGUAUAU